Messenger RNA from Drosophila persimilis, 1107 nucleotides. RefSeq names its product zinc finger protein 510. The record is from RefSeq and is a predicted model, not a curated record. Lineage: Eukaryota; Metazoa; Arthropoda; Insecta; Diptera; Drosophilidae. The transcript has a single exon. The coding region runs from base 22 to 687 and encodes 221 amino acids.
CAGUGUUGGCGCCAUGAACAUAUGCCCAAUAACGUCAUCAUGACAAAGUUCCACAUGGUGCGUCGCCACUACCAGGAUCAUCACUUGGUGAAGAAAUACAAAUGCCAACAAUGCAAACGAAGGUUCCUUUUGAAGGAGCAGUAUUUGAAACAUAAAUGUCGGCGUGGUCUGAAGGAAGAGACCGACUCGGAAACGGAAAACGAGGAGAACCAAUGUGUGGAUGUGGAGAAUAUAGAUGAUACGAACAGUAAUGUGAGUAGAGCCGUGAAAACGCCGCUGAAGGAAAGCAUGGAUAGCAAAAACGAUGGAGGUAAUAGUGUAGAGACUAAAGAUGCCAUGGAUAACUAUUUGUUGUGCUGGUCUGGCGAAAAACAAUGUACAAAAUGCCGUAGGAAGUACAAGCGCAGACAUAGCUGCCAGGAGCAUAUCUGUAAUUUGUGCAGCCGUAUAUUCUAUCGCAAGUCAGACCUGGCCGCGCAUGAGUUAACCUUGGCCCAUAUUUCAAAACAGAAGGAUAAGGUUCUUAUGGAAGAUAUGGUGCUUAUUGAAGAUAUGCUGAAUUUGAUUCGCAGAAUAGAAUCCAAAGAUUUCCAGGACGAAUCAUUGAUAAAUACGUUAGGUGCCCUUGUCCCGACGUUCCAGAAAAUACAGGAUUCUAUUCCAAAGACAUCAGCGCGAACGACUUAAAUAUUUUUUUUCUACACAUGUGUUACGAUCUUUAAAUAAAUUUGUUUUUCAUUUUCAAUCACUGGCGCCCGGGUUUCUUUGGGAUUAUUGGUUAUUGGUGUCGGCGUCUGCUGUGCUGAGGAUAAGAUCCGCCUGAGCGGCGGAAAAUACUUCGCUUAGUAGCUGAUUUUUAAGAAUAAAUCGGAGCUCUGCGCAAGUGAAAACCGAACCCUGCCUGAGUAUCAGAUUUUAGACUUACAUACAUUAAUUAUAUACAUUGGAAUCCCAAUCCCAAAAACAACGGAACUCCUUAUCCAAAGUGAGGACAACUUCGCUGCUGCUGCAUGACGGAAUGGAAAUUUGAGUCUUUUGCCAAUCUUUUGACGCGCCGUCCAUGUCGGGGUUCGCGUCUCUUGGUAAUGACCAGUUCCCUGCACUUUU